Messenger RNA from Funneliformis mosseae, 162 nucleotides. The record is from the annotation of a GenBank genome assembly. Lineage: Eukaryota; Fungi; Glomeromycota; Glomeromycetes; Glomerales; Glomeraceae.
UUAGAUUCACUUAAUACUGAAAAAGAAGAUUUUGAAGAAGAAGUAGAUGACAAGCUGAAAAAUGAAUAUGAUAAGCCUGAAACUAAUGAUAGUAAUACUGGAAAAGUUAGGGAUAAUACAAAAGAAAAUGAAAUAAAGACUUAUAAUGAAAAUUAUUCAUAA